AUGGUGUCUCCUACGCUACCCACGCUCUUAGGAGGAGCGUUCAUUGUGAGAGUUGGCUUAGGCAUCUCUUUCAAGCAAAAUCCUUUCACCUUCUUGUGGCUCGCGGUUUUGUUGCAGCUGCUUUCUCUGCUUGUUUGGGUGGUUUAUGUGGCACCACGCAUCAGUCGCCUUCGGAAACUGCCUCUAGCAUCCCAAGGACCGUGGUGGAAGACGUUCCUCGUUGAGCCCGGCCCUGAAGAUCUCGAGCAGUUCAUGAACGAGAUUCCUAACGAUGGUUUUAUCCGGUAUUUUGGUACCAAGGAGAUGAUGCUUCUUCAAGCUUAUAAUUACAACAAGAUCCCCAUCGCAACCAAGCUCAUCGGUCAGAUUACGGGUCUUGGAUUGCUGGUUGCUGCCCAGGACGGGCACAAGCGUCAGCGGAAAUCUCUACUACCUGCCUUCAAGUACAAAUACAUCAAAAAUCUAUUCCCUCGAUCCUGGAUGCACACCGCGCAGUCGGUUUCCUCGCUCGACAAGGAGAUAGAUCAGGCUGGCCCGGGUUCGUCUGCUGUUGUAAACGUGGAAAGUUGGAUGAUGUGUGCCACCCUCGACAUUGUUGCGGCGACGGGCUUCGGAGUUGAGAUAAAGGCAAUCGAGAACCCGGAAGGCGAUCUCGCUAGACUUCUGCCUCUAUCGAGUUCAACAAGCCCGGAAGCGACAUUCUUUAGACUCUUGGCAUUUUUGAUGCCCUACUGGCUGUAUGUCCGGCUGCCAAUGGCAAGACGCUAUGAGAUUGAUCGGAUCGUCAAAGCCUUGGACGAUGCCACCUUACCAAUGAUCAGGUCAAGAAGGAAGGCCCUUGCCGGUAGAGAAAGUCUCGAUCCUGACUCGGAGGAAGAGAAAUCCGCCUCUGAUCCUCAAAAGUUCGCUGACACAGAUAUCAUUUCGACUCUAUUGCAAUUCAAGGAGCCUUUUACGGAUAAGGAAUUGGUGGCUCAGUCUGCAACGAUUCUGGCGGCAGGACAAGACACAACAUCUGUCGCUGUUACUUGGGCACUAUAUCUCCUUGCGCACAAUCCACAAGUUCAGUCUGCUUUGCGAGUUGAGAUUCAGACUCAUCUGCCCUCGCCGAGCUCUAGUGAGGAGUCCGUCGACGCACCGCUCAUUGAGUCUCUCCCAUACUUGGCUGCGGUCUGUAAUGAGACCCUCAGACUGUUCCCACCUGCUCCUGUCCUACGGAGACAUGCCGUCAAACCGGAAACGGUCGUGCUUCAUCAGCCAUUGCCCGUGGGGACAAUGCUGAUAACUUCGAUCUGGGGCACACACCGUACCAGGAACAUCUGGGGCCGGGACGCGAAAGAGUUCAAACCUGAGCGCUUUUUGCAAUAUGGCGAAGAUGGAAAGAUGAAGCUUGACCCUCAUGCAGCCUUCCAAGGCGAAGAUGCAACCUACCGUUACCUACCUUUUGGAGCUGGGCCUCGAAGUUGCAUAGGCGAAAGAUACGCACGAGGAGAAUGUGCGACGUUGUUGGCGGGUUUAGUUGGCCGAUUUGAGUGGUCACUCGUCAAUCCUGAUAAGAAAAUGGGCGAAGACAUUAAAAUGAAUUUCGGCAUCGUCUCCAAGCCCGAGGGCGGGUUAAUGCUUCGAGCACAGAAGGUUGAUGGUUGGUGA
Cladophialophora psammophila CBS 110553 is the source of this 1650-nucleotide messenger RNA. RefSeq lists its product as uncharacterized. Bases 1 to 1650 code for a protein of 549 amino acids. Gene Ontology annotation, molecular function: oxidoreductase activity, acting on paired donors, with incorporation or reduction of molecular oxygen; iron ion binding; monooxygenase activity. The transcript has 3 exons. Lineage: Eukaryota; Fungi; Ascomycota; Eurotiomycetes; Chaetothyriales; Herpotrichiellaceae. The record is from RefSeq and is a predicted model, not a curated record.